AUGGCCGAAACUCCCUCUUCAGUAGACACUAUCAGCACAUUCUUACCCGACAUUGAGAAAACACCCUCUCUCGUCGACAAUGUCAUCGAUUCUCAGAAAUACCGAAAUGUCCCUCUUCCAGCACCGAGCCAAAUACAAGACAACUUGACGAGUUCAAGGAAAAUUGCUAUCGCAACGUUUCUCAUCCUCUGCAACAGCGUUCUCUUCCUAUCUUUUGGUUCCUGCAUGGGCGGAGGCUUCAGCAUCGGAGCCUCAUUCGGUGUUCACGAUCCUACGACCACUGCAUGGAUCGCAGCAUCCUACCCCUUGACACAAGGUGCAUUCGUCCUCAUCAGCGGUCGCAUUGGAGCUGUUUACGGACACAAGAAUAUCCUCUUCCUCGGCGGAGUAUGGUGGAUUCUCUGGUCGAUGAUCAACGGCUUCUGUACCACAAGCAUCAUUCCGUUCUCUAUUGCCAGAGCGAUGAGUGGAAUUGGUGCUGCCUUCGUGAUGCCGAAUAUUGUUGCUAUCUUAGGCAUUACGUUUCCGCCAGGAAGAGGGCGAAAUCUUGUGCUCGGGUUCUUUGGCUUUGGGGCUCCUGUUGGGGGGACGAUUGGCGUCCUUUUGAUUGCGGUUUUCAUUGAGUGGGUACAGUGGAGGUGGUUUUUCUUUACUAUAGCCAUACUUGGAGGUGUGCUCUUUGGUGCUCUGUGGUUUGUGUUACCACCUGAGAAUGCUGUCGAUAAAGAGGGGAGCGUGGAUUGGUUGGGAGCUUUCAUUGGACUUACAUCCUUGAUUCUCUUUAACUUCGUAUGGAAUCAAGCACCAGCAGUGGGAUGGCACACCUCAUAUGAGAUUGCUCUCCUCCCCGUCUCGAUCAUAGGCUUCAUAUGCUUCGCGAUUUGGGAACACCGUUUCGCCAAAUCUCCCAUCAUGCCUCUCGACAUAUGGACCGCCCCUUCCUUCCUCGCCCUUGUACUCGUGGUCCUCUUCAGCAUCAUGUCCUACGGCAUCGCGCUCUGGUACAUGGUCGCAUGGCAACAACUCGUCCGCCAAUGGUCAGUGUUCCACUUCGCGAUCGGUCUCAUACCCCACGCCAUAUUUGGCGGUCUUGCUGCCCCUUUCGCAGCAUGGCUCAUACCCAGAGUUGCUGCGCAAUGGAUCAUGGCCUUUGGUGCGAGUUUUAUAUUGCUUUCGAGCGUUUUGCUUGUUACGAUGCCUGCUCAGCAAUCGUAUUGGGCUCAGGUGUUUCCGGCAACUAUUCUUAUGGCCUUGUGUCCGGAUUUCAUGUUCACUGCUGCGCAGAUCGUGGCAACCAAUUCAGUGAGGAGACAUGAGCAGGGAAUUGCGGGAUCACUGAUCUCGUUGCUCCAGCUUUAUGGUGCUAGUAUUGGGCUGGGAUUUGCUGGAACGGUGGAAGCCAAUACGAAUAGAGGUGGCAUGGAGACUUUGGUGGGGUAUCGAGGAGCGUUAUAUUUUGCGAUUGGUCUUGCUGUGGCUGCGCUUGUCAUUGAUGUGCUUUUUGUGAGAGUGCCGAAGGAUGAGAGGGAAGGGUGGCAGCAUGAGGAGGACAUGGUAAUGAAGUCUGGAUAG
Molecule: messenger RNA, 1572 nt
Organism: Mollisia scopiformis
Lineage: Eukaryota; Fungi; Ascomycota; Leotiomycetes; Helotiales; Mollisiaceae
Product: MFS general substrate transporter
Exons: 4
Coding region: 1-1572 (523 amino acids)
Biological process (GO): transmembrane transport
Cellular component (GO): membrane
Molecular function (GO): transmembrane transporter activity
Source: RefSeq, a predicted model, not a curated record